Molecule: messenger RNA, 216 nt
Organism: Brenthis ino (lesser marbled fritillary)
Lineage: Eukaryota; Metazoa; Arthropoda; Insecta; Lepidoptera; Nymphalidae
Source: the annotation of a GenBank genome assembly
AUGAAACGAGACAAUACGGUACAAUACAAUUGCAAUGAAAAGACGCGGUCCGUGUGUUCCAGUUCUGAACAAGAGGAAUGGGAGCUCGCAGGUGCAUACAACAAUGCAUUGGAAGCGACAAUGUAUGCUAUUGCCACGCGAUUACGCUACACUCGACAGGAGUGGCUGAAAUUUUGCCACAACCAAGAUUACAGUGUUUGUAAUCAUCAUGAGAGA